GAAACAUUGUGACGUUGUGCGCAGUUUUCCGCGAAGGGAUUUUUGGAAAAAUAAAUUUGCAAAAAAGUGGAAUUUUCUUCGCGAGCAAAAGGAAAAAGUGACUUGUUGACAAUGCUGACGGAAACAGAGAAUAUUUUUCUCUUCAUUCCCAAUCUCAUUGGCUAUGCCCGGAUUAUCCUGGCCAUUAUCUCGUUCUGGUUCAUGCCAACUGACUACGUCAUCGCCGGGUGGUGUUACAUAAUCAGCGUCUUCCUCGACUGCCUCGAUGGACACGCGGCCAGGCAUUUCAAUCAAUGCACGAAGUUCGGAGCAGUGCUGGAUCAGCUGACGGAUCGCUGUGGGACAAUGUGCCUCCUUGUGACGCUCAGCUACUUCUACCCCAAAUACAUGUUCCUCUUCCAACUCUCCAUGGCAAUCGACAUCUCCUGCCACUGGAUCUACACUCACACCUCCCUGCUGCAGGGCAAAACAUCCCACAAAUUCAUCGAUGCCAAUGAAUCAGCCAUCAUGAGGCUCUACUAUACGAAGAAAGUCUUAUUUACAAUGUGCGUGGGCAAUGAGCUCUUCUACGCUGCUCUGUACUUGCUGUACUUCACUCCAGGACCGCUAAUCCUUGGAUUUUCCACCUUUAAGCUCAUUGCAAUUGUCUCAGCACCUGUGGCGGUUGUUAAGACCUUCAUUUCGCUGGUUCACUGCCGUGUGGCCGUGCAGAAUCUCGGCAUUAUUGAUACGAAUGAACGUCUAGAGGCUAAACAGGUGGACCUGGCCAAGAAGGCGGAAUGAAUUAUGGAAGAAGGUGAUCUUCCAUGGACGUGGUAGAUGCCUCCUCAUCUGUAGCUGUGUAGUUUUUGAGAAUCUUGUGUCUCACCUGUAGAAAGUCAAAGAGAGAGAGAGAGAGAGAGAGAGAGAAGGAGAGUGCGGAGGUGUAGAAGAUUAAGAGCAGGAGUAAAAUAGAUUUAUUAGAUUUCCGUGUAUCCGUUCUAUCACAGUAUUUUCUUCCAGGGGCGCGUGGUUAAUUCAGUGUGGUCAGGAGUUGACCUCCUGACCAUCUGGAGAUUGGAGGAAAGUAAGCAAAGGGCAAAAAUAGACUGUCGUUAAUCAACAAAAAACAUAAAAUCGUGUCAAUGUAAUUCCAAAUUUUAGCAUUUCCCCCCUAAAGAAAAAAAAAAUAGACAAAAUGGGGCAUCAAACCCAAAAUAAAUCAAUCCAAAAGUGGGCCAGACUAUUUUCUUUGAGAGGAUUUUUUUUCGAAUUUAUCAAUCAAAAAUUUAUAUUUUUGAAAAAUUUACGUACUUUUUUUUCAUUUAGUUUGUAAGCUUUGUGUGAAAGAAUAAAAAUGGGAAGAUUUAAUUUCUUUUUAAUUAAUUUAACUAUUUAUUUAGUUUUUUUUCUUCAUUGUAAUUUUCAUAUUGAAAUAUAAUAUUUCGUUUAUUUUUUUUUUAAUUUGGAACACUUAAUUUUGAGGUGAAAAUAUUUUUUUGAAGCAAAGAAAAUGUAUUUUUUUGCAGAUUUUUUGAAACAGUAAAAAAUGAUUAAGUUGUGAAGAAAAAUGAAGGGUAAUUUCUAAGAAAGAAUAUUGAUAUUAUGAAAUACCAGUGUUAUACCAAAAUGAUGAGAAAUAAAGUGUAUUUUAUGUGUAAUAAAA
Lutzomyia longipalpis is the source of this 1645-nucleotide messenger RNA. It is a transcript of the gene Pis, whose product is annotated as CDP-diacylglycerol--inositol 3-phosphatidyltransferase. Gene Ontology annotation, molecular function: CDP-diacylglycerol-inositol 3-phosphatidyltransferase activity. Bases 112 to 783 code for a protein of 223 amino acids. The record is from RefSeq and is a predicted model, not a curated record. NCBI's taxonomy places the organism in Eukaryota, Metazoa, Arthropoda, Insecta, Diptera, Psychodidae. Gene Ontology annotation, biological process: phosphatidylinositol biosynthetic process. The transcript is spliced from 4 exons. Gene Ontology annotation, cellular component: Golgi apparatus; membrane.